GUUUACAUAUUCAAUGUUUACUAACAUAAUAAACUAUUUUCAAGUUAUUUUAUGUAACAAUUUUAAAAUUAUAUAAUUUUUAACAAAAUUUUUUCACCUAUAUGAAUUUGUGUGUCACAAGGGCAAGGCUGCAUCCUCUCAAAAAGAAAGAAAUAGAACAAUUUAGGAACUAAAUCAGCCAAUCCUGUUUAUCUCUAUAAUUAGGAGUAGGGAUUGGUGGGGAACAGCUGACAGGCAAACAUUUAGACAUCUUUGAUUAUAUUUUAUGCACUUCAUCAAUGGGACUUAAAAUUUUAGUAUGACAGAAACAUAAAUAUUGGGAGUUUAUUUUAGAUUAAUAGUUUUUAAAAGUUCACUUUUAACUAUUUAUUAUUUCUAGUUACCAGUUAGUUUAGUGUUAUUUUAAAAGUGACGUCAUGUGAUUGGUUUUUCAUGGAGUAUCAUUUAUUUAAGAUUUCAGGUUACGUUAAAAGUUGAUGUUCUAUUUCUUCCAAUAACCAAACAUGAACUUUCUGUUUCAAAAUCCGCAAAACAGUUUUCCGAAACAACACAAUAGUAAUUUUCUGUUAUCACCAGAAACACCUUCGAAAACCACCUUUAACGAUAAUAAGCCUCAGGUGAACGAAAAUAAUAAUCAAAUAAGUCCUAAUGGUCCGGAGAAAACAUUAAAAGAGCUUUGGUCAAAGCAUAAGAUAAAAAUGAGCAAAACCAAAAUAGAAUCGACUAAUAAUCUCGACAACAAUAUAAAGAUGACUUGGGACGUGGACGUGGAAAAAAAUAUUUGCGUAAAUGUUAUAAACCAAGAGAAGAAGGAAGAGUUACCUCCAGAAAUAAAAGAAGUGGUUCCAAAAACCGAGCAAAAUACCAAAGAUGAAAAAGAAGAAUCUCCUUCGCAUCACGCAAGAAGACCGCCCAAUGCCUUUUUGAUAUUUUGUAAAAAACACAGACCUAUAGUUAGAGAUAGAUUCCCCAAUCUAGAGAAUAGAGGAGUUACAAAAAUUUUAGGAGAAUGGUGGGCCCUACUGAAUAAUACUGAAAAAAUGCCAUAUAAUGACUUAGCAAGAGAGUACAAAGACGCCUUCCUAUCAGCCAAUCCAGAUUUUAGGUGGUACAAGUUACCAGCUCCUCCACUACGCACUCUAACUACUCGUCCUUUGACUGUUCCCAAACCGCAUCCAUCCAUAUCUAGUCCUUCCAAUCCUUAUACUAUAACCUCAACUCUAUCAGAAUUUACUCCUGGAAAAUUGGCCGAUGAAUCUCAACUUGGUGGUCUGACAUCGCUCAUGAACAACUUCACAUCAAUACCAAAGACAGAAACAGAAAAUAAUAAUAAUGUACUGAAGAUUGAAGAUAAAUUAGAACAAAAGAUUGUCAGUCCAGUUAGUAAUAUUUCAGUAAGCACUCCUCCCAAACCGAUCAAGAAGAGAUUUACCGAGUAUUACGAGAGUAAUAUUUGUGUCAGAAAUAUUUUGAAUGACGAAGAACAGGUCCAAGAUUCCUUGCAUCAGGCAAUGGAAUCUGUUUUACCGAAACGUCAGAGCACCUCCCCGGACAGGAACGGUCUAAAAGACCAAAGAAAACCAGAAAGAAUGUGCAAAGGUAAACGCUACGAGAUGUUCAUGCUCGAAGGUAAACUAUUGGGCAACAAAAGAGAUACCAAACUCGUCCACCAAAAGCAACCACUGAAAUCAGAUCCACCAGAACUUGUUAUUAUCGAAAAAAACGAACCUCCGAAUUUAGGCAACACCAUCAAAAGGCUUGCAGAACGUACCAACAUAAAAAUAGAUUUUGAUAGUAUAGAUAACGUAGAACCAGAGAUCAAAAGAAUACGCAGCAUAUCCGAGACUUCAGAAAGCGGAGGAAAAGCUUCACCUCCUAAUUUUAAUUUAGAUUUAAGGAUAUCAAAUCUUCCAAGUUUAAGUUAUGACGAAUUUUUACAAAGGAAACGCGAUAGUAAGAAAAGGAAAGCACGUAGUAAAUCCGAGGGCGAUCUUCGUAGAAAAAUGCAGAAAACUAAUAAGGAAACGCAACUAGUUGGGUCCAAAAAACGGAAAAACAAACAAAGCAUCACUCAUCUCGGCAACAAAACGGAUACUAAUUUAAAUAACGAUCUUAUCGGUUUAGCAACAUUGGCCGAAGUCGCAGCCAAUACCGAAAAGAUCAACGAAAAAAUCUCAGAAUAAAAUAAGUAUUACAAGUAGCAUCUAUAUAAAUAUUCUCUUUUAAUGGGUAGAGGAUUUAAUUCGAAGUUACGUGCCUCAAGUUAUUGGUAUCUUUAUUGGCCUUGACCAGAAAACGUUUUUCAAAUGGUCUCAAUAUUUUCAAAUAUUUUAAAACUUAUCUUAAAUUCCCAAUUUUCUUCACUCAGUUUUAUCGAAUCCACUCUAGUCAAUUUCAAAUAAGUUUGUGUAAAUUUGUUUAUUCUACACCAAAUACAUUUACGAUAUUAGUAAAAAAACAAAUUCUUGAUAUGUCCCAAAAUUAUUGAACUAGAAUUUCAUACUCAAAUUUAGAGAGGUGAAAUCUGGUACUGCAUAUUGAUUGACUUUUUAGUGCAUCUCGUAUUUUUUAAAUAAUUUUUUAUAAUGGAAUACCCAUUUGGAAACCGAUUUCUAAACUGUUUUAAAAACAGAUUAUUAGCAAUAAAAUUAUACAAAGAGGCCGUUUAUUGAAUAUGCAAUUUCUCAAAGACGCUUGUUGAAAAUGUUGAUUAAAAGUGGGAAGUUCUAUUGAUUGUUAUUUUUAUUUUGUUUUUAUUUUUCUUUGUUAUAAUUCCCACGAUAUAUUCGCGUUUUCUCUGUUAUCUAAUAUUUUGUUUUGUCAGUCAUAGAAUUUUGUGAGAGUUGUCCAGCCAUAUAUUUAGAAAUAUUGUUAAUUUAGUCACAAUUCUGGUGUACAAUAAUUUAACUACAUCAAAUUAAAUCUCAACAUGUUAAGAAUCUAAGAGAUUUCAGUUAUUUAAUGCUUUUUUUCAAUUAGUUGUGGUGUAUUUGUUGACUUGUUCACCAGAGAGGUUUUAUUAAUUUUUUUAUCAGAAUGAGAUCAUUUAUUUUAUAUUUAUCUCAAAAAAUGAAAUGUUAGGAGCGUUUCAGUAUUUUUUCUUUGUUCUAAGUUCUAUAAAAAAUAAAAAAUUUAAUCUUCUCAGAUAUAAUGACAAAAAUCUUGAUUAUACUUUUUCUAUCUACUUAACCUUAUAGUCCAGUCAUUAUAGGGGGUUGACCUCGGAAAAUCGACAUACCCAGUAUAUUAUCACGUAAAAACUUGUACUUUGACAUCCUAAAACUAUUCUCUAAAUACACAAAUAAUUGGACGGUUGCAAAUUUGAAAGUCAGAAGUGAAAGGUCAGUAAAAUCGAUUUGUUUUAAAUUUUUUGCAAAAAUCUCGUUUUCUAUGUGCUUUACGCUAUUUGUAUUUAUUAUCAAUAUGUAGAAAAUUCAAUUCUCUAUAACUUUUAUAUUUAACAUUUGUUUAUACAUUGAACUGUUUUCGAGAUAGAGGGCGUAGAGCGCGAGGACAAUAAAUUACAUGAUGUUAACUGGUAGUCCCAAUCAAAAACUUGUAAUAUUAAGGUUAUAACUUAUUGCUAAAUAUAUAAUUAUAAUUUUUUAUCAACUUUUGGGGUUACAGUGCUCUUUAGCUUGCGGCUGAUAGUAAAAUGUAAGGUUUUUUCCAUGCUGUACCAUAUCAGAUCAAUAUUAAUGAUGAUAGCACCUUCGGUACAGAAAUUAUGAAUGAAUUGGAGACAAAUGUUGAAGACGGUAAUGAGGAACUUGAAAUUUUGCAGCAAAAGGACGAUAAUGAAGAAGAAGAGAAUUGAACUGAAUAGAAAUUGUUCUCGAAAUUUUUAUUAAUUUUAACAAUAAUAAUAUAAUAUAAUAAAAUUACACGCUAGAUAAAAGCAUUAACUAAAAAUUUAUUUCUUUUCUUCUUUAUUUAUAUAGAAAGUCAUUAGUAUAAAUUAGAUUGGAAUUAAAAUACAAUUUGAGUAUUUUCCUCAACAAUUUCUCAGUUACAUGACCAAAUAAGUGUUAUUAAAUAAAUUGACACUUAAUUAAAAAUAGAUAAGUGACCAAAAAAAUUGAAUUUAAUCUAAAAUUUGAUAAGAAAUGAUAAUUAUACGUCUAGCAAUAAAUUAUUACCUAAAUAGCCAGAGAUUUUGACCGAGACUACCGGUUGACAUCAGAUAAUUCUCUAACCGCGCGCUCUACGUCCUCUAUCUCGAAAACAAUUCUAGAUAUAAAAAAAUGUUGAAUAUAAAUGUUGUAGAGGAUUGAAUUCUUUACAUAUUGAUAAUAAGUACAAAUAGAAAACGCGAUAUUUGCAAAAAAUGUAAAAAAAUCGAUUUUUCUGACCUAAUUUGGCCUGAAACGACUGGACUUCAUGUAUUGUGUAUUUUGGAUUGUUUCUUUACAUAUCUUUUAAUUCUGUUUUAUUUUUGUAAAUUCAUAUUUUCUUAUUUUAAUCUGAUUCUUCAGACCAAAUUGAGAGAUCAAUAAUUUUUUUUUAAUUUUCUUCAGGAGUGUCUGUUUAUCAAAAGUUUGUGCUUCCUGUCGUAUCUUUUGGCACAGAAUGUAAACUUCUGGAAAAAACUGAGGGUUAAUGUGUGAAAUCUUUAUUGAACCGAAUAAACUUUUUACUCUGUCUGAUUUCCUUUAGUGCAUAAAAAAUUUACUUGCCUUGUUCAUGGAAAAAGCUAUUUUACUACUUUUUAAAUUCCAAUUUAGGGUGCUGUGAAAAGAUUAUUGCAAUUUUCUCAAUUACCCUAAUACACACAUGAAAAUUGAAGAAAAAAAUAUGAAAAAUGGGAAAAUUUCCUGAUUUUACAUGUCAUAUCAAUACGCACAAUAAAAUAUUAGUAUCUGUUAAUAAAAAAAGUUAUUUAACAAAUUUGGCAGACUGAUCCUAACAAAAUUCCAUGAUUUAAAUAAAUUUACAAAAUAUUAUCUCGUGCUUAAAUUUGUUUUUGAGUUAUUUAUAUUAUAUUAGAGAAUAUUUGUUUUUUAUGUUUAUGUUGUUUUUUUGUUAUGUUAACCUUCUAUUCAUAAGUACCAAAAUCACACUAGUUACUUGUAAAAUAGUCAUAUUUUUGUUAAUUUUAAUGUUUUAUCUUGUACAUUUAUAUAGUCAAUGGGAUUACAAACUGAUCUGAUUUGGACUACGCGUACAUACAGAUUGUUCCAGACAUCUUCAAUUCAAUACAUAUAGCAGAUUACUAAAACCUGUUAACUGGGGAGUUCUCGUUCAAAUUAUGCAACAUGUACCGGGCGCGCAUUAUUUCGCUAAGACAUGUCACGUCACGCCCAGAGACCGUCAUUUCAUAUUUCUAUAUUUUAAUUUAUUCAUAAAAUGAAUGAUAAACUAUGAAAUGUAUAUCGUUUAUUAAUAAUUUUGAAGUACAAAAGGAAUCACAAAACAAUUAAAAGCAAGUAAAUAAAAUAGAAUUACACAUAAUACAUAAUGCUACACUACAAUUCGGACACCAGUAAGUAGAUUAUUUUCUAGCACCUUUUUUGUAACACACUCGACAUUUCCGGUAUUUAGAUUUUCCUGUAUCACUUUUCAUUUGCUCUGGAAAAUGCCUUUCCACUAUGCAUGAUGGUUUAGGUGUAGAGCUGCUUGUUGAUGGUCAUGGGUGAGUGUUCACGAUAUUGUUAUCAACUAAUUUCUCUAUAUACUCUAACAAAAAAUGAAGUCUGUCUAUAUGACCUUUAUCCUUUUUGUACAAAAUAUAUGCAUUUAGGCAGCACAUAUCAAUCAACCUUAGAAAAAUUUUUUUACUCUAUUACGAGCAGCUGUGUAAGCCAUCAUAACUCCAUCUCCCAAAUCUACGCCGCCCAUAUUCUUAUUGUAAUCGAGGACAUCAUUAGGUUUUUCUUGACUUCUUCCUCUCUUUUCAAUCAUUGUCUUUUCGUCAUUAUGAAUUGAACUGAGCAGCAAUACGUCCUUUUUGUCCUUCCACUUAAAAACCAUAAGUUUGCCUUUGUAUCUUGCAAUAUGUUCAUUUUUUUUUCAAUCGGUUUGUUUUUAUUUCACUGGGGAUACCGAUUCUAUUUAUUCUCAUUUUCACAACAAUGUCGGUGUUGUUUUGACACAAGAGUUCAGCCAAAUGAAUAGAAGUAUAGAAAUUAUCCAGUUAAAUUCUAUACCCUUUAUUCAGUAAGUAUGUACUAACUCCAACACAAUUCUUGAUGAUUGUUUUUCUUGUGGGUAAUUUGAACCGUAGUUUGUGUCCUUUCCUGUAUAUAAAAUGAUAUUUAGAACGUAUCCAGAUUGGCUUUCACACAAAAUGCCAAUAACUUUAUGCCAAAUCUAGCUCGUUUCGUUGCUAUGUAUUGCUUCCAGGAUAAAUUCCGUUUCCACAAUAAAAAAGACUCGUCGACACAUCUGUCUCGUUCACAAAUAUAAAAUGUUUUGAACUUUUCUGUCAAAUAAUUUAUAAUUGAAUCGAUUUUGUAUGUUUUUCUAUUAGACGUAUUAGGAUGAAAACUUAGAUUGUCUGCAAAAUGUAAAAACUUACAUAAUAAUCCAAAUCUGUUUUCGCUCAUAGCUUCAUGAAAAAAGGGUGUUUCAAUAAUUCCUCUUCUAGAAAAAUAACACUCUAAAGUUGGUUUUCCAAUUAUUUCUUGUAAAACUAGGAGCCCCAAAAUUAUCUUCAUCUCAGCUUCAUUUGUAUCCUUCCAUUUUCGAAAUCUCGAAUGUGGUUUCAACUCCGGAUUAUUGGCAAAAAAUUGAGCAGCAUACAAAUUCGUUUGUUCUGCUAGUAAUUUUAUAAGGUCGUCAUCUAAAAACUUCUCUAGAUCAAAUAAAGGAACUUUUUUUGAAGGAGUAUUGAAUGUUUUUCCCGGAUGUGUAGUAAAGGGAAAUGGUGGUCUUCCUGCAUUUUGAGCCACCCAUUCUUCAGAGACAUCAGAGACGUUGUUGCUAGGACCAACUUUAUCAACUUCUUCAUUAUCCUCACUCUCUGUAUCGCUCACUUGUAUAUAUAUAUAUAU
Molecule: messenger RNA, 6992 nt
Organism: Diorhabda sublineata
Lineage: Eukaryota; Metazoa; Arthropoda; Insecta; Coleoptera; Chrysomelidae
Gene: bbx
Exons: 5
Coding region: 504-2183 (559 amino acids)
Biological process (GO): regulation of transcription by RNA polymerase II
Cellular component (GO): nucleus
Molecular function (GO): RNA polymerase II transcription regulatory region sequence-specific DNA binding; DNA-binding transcription factor activity, RNA polymerase II-specific
Source: RefSeq, a predicted model, not a curated record